GCACUUCCGCCAACGUGGUAUCACCUAACUGUUUCAAAACGGUGAUACGAUGGCAAUCCUUAACAUUUUAAGAAGCAACUGGUUUAUAAUAGGAAUUGUUCUUGUUAUCAUACUUGCCAAAUUUGAGCCAGGCAUUGGUUCAAAAGGGGGUAUUCUCAAACCUGAGAUUACAGUAAAGUACUUCGCCGUGUUCAUAAUUUUCUUCAAUAGUGGCUUGUCAUUGAAAACAGAGGAGUUCACCAAGGCAAUUUUCCAAGUGAAGAUUCAUAUAUUCAUACAAGGCUUCACAUUCAUUAUAUUUCCACUGUUGAUGCAGACUAUGGCCAUAUUACUAUCACCAGGCCCGUUUGACAGACACCUGAUAGAAGGUUUGAAAGUGCUUGGCUGCAUGCCUCCUCCAGUCUCCUCAGCUGUAAUACUGACUAAAGCAGCUGUAGGAAAUGAGGCUGCAGCUAUUUUUAACUCUGCGUUUGGAAGUUUUUUGGGUAUCUUCAUGACACCUUCCCUCAUAUUGAUGGUGGUGGGAUCUCAGGCAGACGUACCCAUCACAACAAUCAUAGUCCAGUUGUGUCUGACAGUUGUUGUACCACUUGUGACUGGACAGGUCGUACGGCAUUUUGUUAGAGUCUGGUUGGACAGGACACAUAUACCCUUUGGUAGUAUAGGAAGUGGAAUUCUAUUGGUUAUUAUAUACACAACCUUCUGUGAUACAUUUUCUCAUCAAGAUGUCAACUUAGACGCCAUCAACCUCAUGUCCAUCAUCCUUUUCAUUGUAAUAAUUCAGUCCAUUUUAUUGACACUUAUAUUUGCUGUCUCCACCUGGAAGGUGACAGGAUUCCAGUCAGCGGACUGCCCUGCCCUCAUGUUUUGUGCCACACACAAGUCAUUAACACUGGGUAUCCCUAUAAUAAAGAUAAUCUUCAGUGGUGACCCGACCAUGUCUGUGAUAACUAUCCCACUCCUGGUGUACCAUCCAACACAGAUUUUAAUUGGCAGCCUCAUUGUCCCAUUCCUUAGAGGCUGGCUUUUAACUCAGAGAAAACACAGAAAUAGCAUUACCAGGAAUGUUUGACCUGAUACCACACAGAAACACAACGGGAGAGUUCAUCACUACAGCGUCUGACAGUUCCAGUGUGAUCAGUAUUAAUACAUGUGUGUAGGGCCUGUUAACUGUAUUAGUAAAGGAAGGCUCUACAGUAAAUCAGAGCCAUGCCAGUUUAGUAUUGGACACUGAUGGUAUGGCAAUGAAUACAAGGAAUCCUAAGGAAACAAAUGAAAUCCAAGAUACAGCUCCUGUCAGCCCUGCUGAAAUUUAUCUACUCUGAAUCCGAGUGGGUAACUGACACUAUAUUGUAUGUACAGAAAACCUUCUGUAGGAUGCUCAAAGAAUCUCUAUCAAUAUCAUGUUGUCUGAUCAAGAACAAUACAGUCUACAAUGACAUGAGGUUAUAUGGGGCUGAAGGUGGGAUAAUGAAUGGGGAGUCUACAAUGACGUGAGGUUAUAUGGGGCUGAAGGUGGGAUAAUGAAUGGGGAGUCUACAAUGACGUGAGGUUAUAUGGGGCUGAAGGUGGGAUAAUGAAUGGGGAGUCUACAAUGACGUGAGGUUAUAUGGGGCUGAAGGGUGGGAUAAUGAAUGGGGAGUCUACAAUGACGUGAGGUUAUAUGGGGC
Pecten maximus is the source of this 1670-nucleotide messenger RNA. Its product is annotated as sodium/bile acid cotransporter 7-B-like. Gene Ontology annotation, cellular component: plasma membrane. The record is from RefSeq and is a predicted model, not a curated record. The transcript is spliced from 11 exons. NCBI's taxonomy places the organism in Eukaryota, Metazoa, Mollusca, Bivalvia, Pectinida, Pectinidae. Bases 50 to 1072 code for a protein of 340 amino acids.